Molecule: messenger RNA, 342 nt
Organism: Haemonchus placei
Lineage: Eukaryota; Metazoa; Nematoda; Chromadorea; Rhabditida; Trichostrongylidae
Source: the annotation of a GenBank genome assembly
AUGUGGGUCCUGCAUCUGUCAUUCCUGUCGAUAUACUUGACUGACUCGGCUGUAACCGGGCUAACUUUUGGUGCAGCCGUUCACGCUAUGAGCGCCCAGAUCAAGGGACUCCUUGGUGUUCAUCCGAGGCACACCGAUGAGGGUUUUCUUCAACUUAUCAAAAAGUGGUUUGCCAUAGGCGAAGCAGUACCCCAUACGAACCUCGUCACACUGAGUAUAUCCAUUAUUACGAUCGCAUUCCUCGUGCUCUAUAAAAAAUAUGCUGAACCUCAGCUCAAGAGGAAGAAGAUUACACUUCCAGCGGAACUUGUAGCGGUGAGUCAUGGAGUUCCUAUGGUCUGA